GUGAGAACCGUGCGGGGUGGGAGGCAGGGCCGGGCCGGGGCCGCCCCUCCCCGCUGCGGGCGACGGUUCGCGGCUGCCCCAACCGCCUCCUCUUGUGAAAUGUCCCUUCGGGUGGCCGGGCCGCUCCCGCGCCCGGGACAGGCCGCGCUCUGCCGGGAGCCGGACACGAACUUGUGCAGGAAUCGGUCGGCUGGUUCGCCGUCCCUCAGAUUAACAAAUGGCGGCACAGUGUGUGACAAAGGUGGAGCUGACUAUUUCCUGCACCAAUCUCUUGGAUAAAGAUGUUGGAUCCAAAUCAGACCCGCUGUGUGUGCUUCUCCAGAACACAAGUGGUCAGCAGUGGUAUGAGGUUGAUCGCACAGAAAGAGUUAAGAAUUCCUUGAACCCAAAGUUUGCCAAGAAAUUCCUAGUUGAUUACUAUUUUGAGCUUGUUCAGAAGUUUAAAUUUGGAAUAUAUGACAUCGAUAACAAAACUUUUGAUCUGAGUGAUGACGACUUCUUAGGAGAAUUUGAGUGUACACUGGGACAAAUAGUUUCUAGCAGAACUCUAACAAAACCAUUAGUACUUAAAAAUGGCAGACCUGCUGGAAGAGGAAGUAUUACGAUUACAGCAGAAGAAGUGAAGGAUAACAGGGUGGUUAUACUGGAAGUAGAAGCAAGGAAACUGGACAAUAAGGAUUUUUUUGGAAAGUCAGAUCCUUAUCUGGAAUUCCACAAGCAGACUGGAGAUGGAAACUGGGUGAUGGUUCACAGAACAGAGGUUAUUAAAAACAACCUGAAUCCUGUUUGGAGACCCUUCAAAAUCUCUCUCAAUUCUCUCUGUUACAGUGACAUGGAUAAGUCAAUCAAGGUUGAGUGCUACGACUAUGACAGUGAUGGGUCUCAUGAUCUCAUAGGAAGUUUUCAAACUACAAUGUCAAAACUGAAGGAAGCGUCAAGGUCCUCACCUGUAGAAUUUGAGUGCAUCAAUGAAAAGAAAAGACAGAAGAAAAAAAACUAUAAAAACUCUGGCAUUGUGAGCGUUAAGCACUGUGAGAUCAUAGUAGAAUGUACAUUCCUUGAUUACAUCAUGGGUGGGUGUCAGCUGAAUUUCACAGUGGGGAUAGAUUUUACAGGCUCCAACGGAGACCCUCGCUCUCCAGACUCUCUGCAUUACCUGAGCCCUAAUGGAGUUAAUGAAUACCUAACAGCCAUUUGGUCUGUGGGAAUGGUCAUUCAGGAUUAUGAUACAGAUAAGAUGUUUCCAGCCUUUGGAUUUGGUGCACAAAUUCCUCCUUCCUUUCAGGUGUCACAUGAAUUCCCAAUAAAUUUUAACCCAUCAAACCCAUUCUGUAAUGGAAUCCAAGGCAUCGUUGAUGCGUAUCGGGCUUGUCUUCCUCAAGUAAAGUUAUAUGGGCCAACAAAUUUUUCUCCGAUUAUAAAUCAUGUGGCAAGAUUUGCUGCUGCAGCUACACAACAGCAAACAGCAUCUCAAUACUUUAUACUUCUGAUCAUAACGGAUGGUGUGAUAACAGACCUUGAUCAAACUCGAACUGCUAUAGUUAAUGCUUCAAAAUUGCCCAUGUCCAUUAUAAUUGUUGGUGUUGGAGGAGCAGACUUUGAUGCUAUGGAGUUUCUUGAUGGUGACAAUGGAGUCCUUAGGUCCUCAUCGGGAGAACCAGCUGUCAGAGACAUUGUCCAGUUUGUGCCAUUCAGAAAGUUUCAAAAUUCUCCCAAAGAAGCUCUGGCGCAGUGUGUCCUGGCAGAAGUCCCUCAGCAAGUGGUGAACUACUUCAGCACCUACAAACUGCAGCCUCCCAGGAAUCCUGCUGCAAAGUGAAUGGGCUGAGCAGGGCAGCCAAGACUUCGUGCUUGCUUUCCUUGCUUAUCUACUGACUUUGGUUCUUGAGAUGCUUCUGUCUACAUGUAUGCACACACCACUGUAUGGUCAUGUCUGUUAGCUUUUUGCCUGCAAAACACUUUGCCAAGUGUGCCUUUCAAGGGCCAUAAUUGUUAUUGUGUUGAUAUUUGAUGUCCAUUUGAGAGACGGUGCUUACAUGGAUGCAUUUUAUUUUGAAGAGGGGGAAAAAAAAGAGGUUGAAUAUGCAGAGAGAAGAGGGGAAACAGCUGGAAGGGGAGCAGCUGCCUGUUUGAUGAAUAUGGCCAGUGGGAGUGUUCAGUUACUUUUGUGGGGAUCAACACCAGGGACUGUGGUUUCUCAGUGAUCAUAAAAUGAGCCAGAAAUGAAAAAGAGGGUGUGUCCCCACCAAGCAGAUAAAAGUUUAUAUGUACUUCAAUGAAUCUGCAAUACUUGAGACAUCCGUGUCUAUUAAGCCACCAUAGGACAAUUUUGUCACAGGAGUUUCAGAAUGAGCCGAGGGCCAGAACAGAAUGCAGGGCCCCUCCUUGCGUGCCUGUGUCACGUUUGCCACCUCAGUGCCUUUAGCCAGUGCCUGGGAUUGAGGCUGUGUGAACACGAGCCAACAAGUCGUUAAAGUAUAUACUCUUUUAUAGAGAGCAGUCCCUUAAGGUAGUAGAGGAAUAACUAGUGUGAAUCAAGAUAAACCUCUAACAUCUCAGAAAAAUACUCUUAGCCUUUGAGGACUGUAAAGGCUGUAAGGUGUGCUUUGGUGUGUACUGUGCUGGAAAGCAGAAUGUCCACAUUUUAUUGUGGUUUAGUUGUUUUUUUUUUCCAUAAACCAGCCAUGACUAUUGAUCUUUAAAGGGCAUUUUGUGAAGUGGGAAUGUACUUUCCAGGUAAAAAGGUUUUGUCUGAAGAUUUUCAAGCAAAGACAGAUCUUGAAAGUGCUACCCAAUUUAUAUUGGUUUUGUCAUAUUUUGAAUCAUGCUUCUUUUUCAUGAGCUCACUAAUGAAAAGUGCCUGCAAAAAUGCAAUCUUGCUUUUUCCCUCCCGGUAGGGAGACAUAAGAAAGUCUAUAAGCUCUAAUCCUGUAAUCAGGUUUCAUUUCCCUGGGGCAAAUAAUUUCUGUUCUGUUUUCUUGGCUCAAGCUUUUUAUUCACCGUUUACAGGAAGUGUAAAUCAUGUUGUGUUGCUUAGUGGAAAGAUGAAGCGUUCUUGUCUCCCAGCUGCAUGCGGCUUUGAGGAUCAAUUCUGAUCCUGUUAGUUCAUGUAACAUAGGUGGAUGUAAAGGUCUCAUUUAUCACUUCCAAAAUGCCCAUCCUGAACGUUAAUUUUGCAGUUUCACGUUUGAAUUGGUUUAGUGUUAGACAUCCGACUGAUCUGAUUUUGGAUGGUCUAGUUGUAACAUGUCAGAACAGAAUGGACUAACACUAAAUUUAUCAUCCUUGAGUGCUCCAGAUGGCACCAGCUCAUAGUAUAUAUGACCUCUUUAGUUGCUGGAGCUGCUCUUUCUUUUUUUUUUCCAUACAGAUACAACCCUGUCAAAAAUCUGAAUUCACAUAAACAUUGGUGGAUGAGAGAUAUAUGUAUUGAGAUUGUCUUAUACAUCCUGUAAAAAAAGAUAUGUUGUAGACAGCUGACUAGUUGUCAGUCAUGCCUGUAUGUGUUAUUCUCCACUCCAUUUUCCUUGGUGGAAGGGCUUCCUAAAUAGUUUCAGUAGUGGAAUACUAAGGAAGAGAUUUUUGUUUCAUAUUAAGCCAAGUUCUUUCUUUUUUGAAAUCUAAUUGAUUUGCUUCAUUAUAUAAAAAUAUACAGUCAUCUUUUUAUCAGUGUAGUACAAGUGUGUAACUAUAUAUAAAAUUAUGAUGAAGUGUCAUGCCAAAUAUGCAACACAAAAUAUAAAGAUCAAGGAAGUAGUUAUAAUGAACCUAAAUCACACUGCUGCACAUUGAUAUUGUAUGAUUUUUGGAACAGUAAACUGUUUCACAGCUACUUGCUCCAUGUACAGAGAUAACUGGAUGCGGUAUUAGUGCUUGUCAAGGUUCACUGAUGUGGAUGAGUACUACUGAUAGGAGUACAGGAUACUACUGAAGUUCCUCUGAGCUGUCUGCCUCAAGUAUAGCGCUGCAUUGGAGUUCAUUUACCAAUUCUGUUUUAAGUUGCCAUGGAAGUGCAUUUAAAUGCAUUUAAGUAUGUUAAUAGGUAUCAUUUUAAAUAUCUGCAGCAUAUAAAAUACAUAAACCCUUUUGUUCGUGUUCUGUGUGUUGACAGUAGAGAAUUCAUGAUCAUUUGUUGUAAAAGUGCCACUAUGUUACUCAAGCUUAGGGAAUUAAGCAGCAUAACGACACCUUCUUCUCCAUGUGCCCUGUUCUGUGUAAAAUAAAAGCGUUUCAGACCUGACAGCAGCAAGAAUAAUUUUCCCAGUAUAAGUUCUCUUAGAGGUGCACAGCAAACAGCUUGUGGGGAAAUUUGGAACCUUCCAGGUUAGGCUGGAGCAACAUUCUGAGGAAUGCAGCAGAUUGUGAGUCGAGAGGGAGGGGAGUUAUUUUGUUGCUUUGCCAUUUUUUGUUUGUUUAUUUUUACAUGUUAAAAAUGCCUUAUUAGUUUGAGGGUGACAAAGCAAAAUACUGUCAAUUCGUUGGAAAGUGAAUGUGCUUGUAGGUCACUGGCACCACCUUGUGAUAAAAAUGAUGUACAGCAGUUUUUAUAAUCAGAUGCUUUUUGCCAUUUAAUAGUUGUAAUAUAUACGUAUGUACAGCAGAGAAAUAACCUGUAAUAAGAAUUUUUUUUACUUUCCUAUGUAUUUCAGUUCUGAUGGAGCUAACUGAUUUACUACGCCUAUGCAUUAAAAAUAUAAUUUCAGUAUACUA
Messenger RNA from Columba livia (rock pigeon), 4710 nucleotides. RefSeq names its product copine 3 (gene CPNE3). Lineage: Eukaryota; Metazoa; Chordata; Aves; Columbiformes; Columbidae. Gene Ontology annotation, molecular function: receptor tyrosine kinase binding; calcium-dependent phospholipid binding. Gene Ontology annotation, biological process: ERBB2 signaling pathway; cellular response to calcium ion. The transcript is spliced from 16 exons. The record is from RefSeq and is a predicted model, not a curated record. Gene Ontology annotation, cellular component: plasma membrane. Bases 218 to 1819 code for a protein of 533 amino acids.